GCAGGCAGGCAGGCAGGCGGACUGGCUGUCUGGCAAGGCUGGCGAACGAGCGAGGGAGCGAGCGGAGCGGAGCAGAGCCGCCCGCGCCUCUGCCCAGAAGGGCUCCAGCGGCGCCAAGGAGCAGGGCACGGGGCCGCCACUUCGGGGACCCAGAGCAGGAGACCCCCGGCCAGCCCACGGAGCAGCAUGCAUCUGGAGGAUGGCUGAGGCGGGCCGAGGAAGCGCUGCCACCACUACCCACGGCGGGCUGCCCCGAAGUGAGAGGAGAGGAAUGAUUGCUGCGUGGGGAGCCUGGUCUUGCUUUUUCCUGGUGGCCACUGUGCACAGCCUCCCGGCAGCCAGGAUUCCUAUUCCAGACCCCGAAGAAACGCCGACAAGAGCACCAUUAGAUUAUUUAAGGACUGAUACAACAUUCCUUGAGGAACUGGUGGUUGGCAGUGGCGAGAACAUCGAACUCCUGUGUAACUCUCCGGGCUCUUCUAUGUCUGUCUUCUGGUAUAAAGAUGGCAUUGGGAUUUCACCUACUAACCGAACUCAUCUUGUCCAGAAGUUGUUAAGGAUUAUCAAUGUAUCUUACGAUGACUCUGGCCUGUACAGCUGUAAGCCAAGGCACUCCACUGAAAUGCUCAGGAACUUCACAGUACGAGUGACAGAUUCUCCAUCGUCAGGUGAUGAUGAAGAUGAAGAUGAAGAUGACUCUGAAGACGGAGUUGCUCCUUACUGGACCCGUCUUGAGAUAAUGGAUAGGAAGCUUCUGGCUGUUCCUGCUGCAAACACUGUUCGCUUUCGCUGCCCAGCUGCUGGAAAUCCCUCUCCUUCUAUACACUGGCUGAAAAAUGGCAAAGAAUUCAGAGGAGAGCACCGUAUUGGGGGCAUCAAACUACGACAUCAGCAGUGGAGCCUCGUCAUGGAAAGUGUGGUUCCAUCAGAUCGAGGCAACUACACCUGUGUGGUACGGAAUAAAUAUGGCAUCAUUUGGCACACCUACCAGCUCGAUGUUCUUGAAAGAUCACCCCACCGUCCUAUUCUCCAGGCAGGAUUGCCUGCUAACCAGACUGUGGUGAUUGGGAGUGAUGUUAAAUUCCUUUGCAAAGUGUACAGCGAUGCCCAGCCUCACAUCCAGUGGCUGAAACACGUGGAGGUCAAUGGAAGCAAAUAUGGACCUGAUGGGACUCCGUAUGUCACUGUCCUAAAGACAGCAGGUGUUAACAAAACAGAUAAGGAGCUAGAAAUUCUGUACUUACGCAAUGUUACUUUUGAGGACGCUGGGGCAUAUACUUGUCUUGCUGGGAAUUCUAUUGGGUUUACACACCAUACUGCUUGGCUGACGGUAUUACCAGCGGAAAAGCGAGUUGCCGUGGACGAUUCCAGCUCCCUUUAUGCAGAUCUCAGCUAUGGGACUGGCUUCGUUCUUUUCAUCUUGGUGGCCGUGGUGGUGGUUAUCUAUAGAAUUAAAAGGCCCUCCAAAAAACCGAUUAACACCACUACUGUUCAGAAAGUCUCCAAGUUCCCACUCAAGAGACAGGUAUCUUUGGAGUCCAACUCCUCCAUGAAUUCUAAUACUCCCUCUAGUCAGAUCACCCGCCUUUCCUCAAUGACGGACCCAAUGCUGGCAAACGUCUCAGAGCUUGAGUUGCCUGCGGACCCCAAGUGGGAACUGGCGAGAUCUCGCCUGACUCUAGGAAAGCCACUGGGCGAAGGCUGCUUUGGUCAAGUAGUAAUGGCAGAAGCAAUGGGGAUCGAUAAAGAGAAACCGAACAAGCCCAUCACUGUCGCUGUCAAGAUGCUGAAAGAUGAUGCCACGGACAAAGAUCUUUCUGACUUAGUCUGAAUGGAAAUGAUGAAGAUGAUUGGGAAGCACAAGAACAUCAUUAAUCUCUUGGGGGCCUGCACACAGGAUGGUCCUCUCUAUGUCCUGGUGGAAUAUGCAUCAAAGGGGAACUUGCGAGAAUACCUUAGAGCCCGCCGGCCACCUGGCAUGGAUUACUCUUUCGAUACCUGCAAGCUGCCUGAGGAACAGUUAACAUUUAAAGACCUAGUCUCCUGCGCCUACCAGGUGGCACGAGGGAUGGAGUACCUGGCAUCUCAGAAAUGUAUCCAUAGGGACUUGGCAGCUAGAAAUGUUUUGGUCACAGAAGACAGUGUGAUGAAGAUAGCUGACUUUGGCCUUGCCAGAGAUGUUCACAACAUUGAUUAUUACAAGAAGACAACCAAUGGUCGACUGCCUGUGAUGAUGGCUCCGGAAGCAUUGUUUGACCGUGUGUAUACGCACCAGAGUGAUGUAUGGUCCUUUGGAGUGCUGCUAUGGGAGAUCUUCACUUUGGGAGGGUCCCCCUACCCAGGAAUUCCAGUUGAGGAACUCUUCAAACUGCUAAAGGAAGGCCAUCGCAUGGAUAAGCCAGCAAACUGCACCCAUGAUUUGUACAUGAUUAUGAGAGAGUGCUGGCAUGCUGUACCUUCCCAGCGGCCAACCUUUAAGCAACUAGUCGAAGACCUGGAUAGAGUCCUGAUAGUGACCUCAACUGAUGAGUACAUUGACCUGUCGGUGCCUUUUGAGCAAUAUUCGCCUGCGGACCAGGAUACGCAGAGUGCCUGCUCUUCGGGAGACGACUCUGUAUUUGCACACGAUCUUCUCUCCGACGAGCCCUGCCUUCCCAAACAGCAAGCAAAAGGCAUCAUCAGGACAUGAUGGCAGACGCCCGCAAGGAAGAGACUCGUGAAUGUACGUUUUGGGCAAGUCCGGAAGAAAAACCUGAGGGAGGAGUUCGUUACUCUGCUCCGCGGCACAGAAGAUUUGUAUCGCCGCGAAGCCGUACAAAUUCCCCCCGUUUUGUUAUUUGAAAAAAAGCAACAAGCAGCAGCACUCUUUGGUCUGAAGGAACAAAUCUGGUGCAGGUUAGCAGCAACCAGGCAGGCAGUGCCUUAUCUAGCGGGUGCCGAACCUUCAUCCUCCAGUCAGAUUUCCACUGUGAUUUUUCUGUGCCUGCAGUACCAGGGUGGGAAGUGGGUUAUUCCCCCCCAUCUUUUAAAGAGAAAAGCAUGUAAAGAAUGUAGGGAUUCCUUUUCAGAAUGCAAUCAGCACAUUAAUCUUUUUGGUGGAGCUCAAAAGCCACAUUGCCUGCA
Messenger RNA from Lacerta agilis (Sand lizard), 3123 nucleotides. RefSeq names its product fibroblast growth factor receptor 3 (gene FGFR3). Gene Ontology annotation, biological process: multicellular organism development; positive regulation of kinase activity; protein phosphorylation. The record is from RefSeq and is a predicted model, not a curated record. Gene Ontology annotation, molecular function: fibroblast growth factor receptor activity; ATP binding; fibroblast growth factor binding. Gene Ontology annotation, cellular component: membrane; signaling receptor complex. Lineage: Eukaryota; Metazoa; Chordata; Lepidosauria; Squamata; Lacertidae.